Molecule: messenger RNA, 3752 nt
Organism: Scleropages formosus (Asian bonytongue)
Lineage: Eukaryota; Metazoa; Chordata; Actinopteri; Osteoglossiformes; Osteoglossidae
Product: plakophilin-3-like
Exons: 13
Coding region: 187-2574 (795 amino acids)
Biological process (GO): cell-cell adhesion
Cellular component (GO): nucleus; plasma membrane; cytoplasm
Molecular function (GO): protein binding
Source: RefSeq, a predicted model, not a curated record
GCGGCUGGGCGGGUCGUUCUGGAGCAGCUGAUCAGUGCUGACCCGCCCCACAACCCACGGCGGCGCUGCUCUUCUGCGCGCAGGACUCAGCAGUGGGGAAAGAGAAGGCGCUGGGGGUGGCGGCUCGUCGCUCGCUCGAUCAGUGCGUCGCUCGUUCCACCUGUGCGUCUCCUUCGCGGUGCCACCAUGCGCAAGGGCUCUCUCAGUGACAAGCCCUUCUUCUCCGCCCUGCAGCCCGAGUCGUCCGUCUCCUCGUACGCGCUGCCCUCCGGGGUCCAGCUGGAGCGGGGGGGCUCGGCGUCGGACCCCGGCGCGGCCACCCGCAGGGUCCAGCAGCAGGUGCAAAUGCGCCUCACGAAGACGAGCAGAGUCACGCAGCAGGUGAACGGAUCGGCAGAUUAUGGGAUCUCGCCCUCGGUGAAAUACUCCACCUACAACCCUGCGUUCAGCUCAAAGUCUCACAUGAUGACAGGUAGCCACACCAUACCGGCCCCAAAGAUCUCGCAGUUCAGCUCACACUCCCUGGUGGACACGGGGUCCUGGAGGGGUGGAGGCAGCAGCUUCUACCAGUCGACGCGCCAGCAGGUUGAGAGCAGCGGCGUGGGCCGGGUCGGCACCCUUACCGGGACCCUCUCCCAGGGAACCGUGCGCCAGGCGCCCAAGACCCAGCAGCGUAUGUCGAGCUACGUAGACCAGGAUUUUGCGUACAAUGGCCCUGUGCUCGACCGCAGCGUCAGCCAGCAGCGGCACACGCUCUACGGCGAUAGCUCCUUCGGCCAGCUGGGCACGACGGGGUCUAUUAACAGGGGCCUCGGCGGAGUCGGCCCUGGGGGCGGAGCCAUUGGAGCUGGAGCGGAGGCGGAGCUGAGCUACAGGAACUCCUUCGAGGGGCCCGCUCAUCGCACCCUGACCCGGAUGUCCCGCACACCGCGCGCGAGCAUAUACUCUGUGCAGGGCCAGCAGAUGUCCGGCACGAGCCAGGGGGUGACGGUCCAGCAGCAGACGGGGGGGGGCAGCCUGCUUCGCAGCUCCUCCGUGAAGAGCGUGGUGAGCCUGGCCAAGGGGGCCGACAUCAUGGACGGGCAGAUGGAAGCCGGCGGCAGCAUGGGCAAAUUCACUGGGAUUAACCAGCUGGACAUGAGGACUGCUGUAGCCCAACUGUCCAGCAGUGACCCAGAGCUGCAGGUCCAAGGGGCGGCUUUCAUCCAGCAUGAGUGCUACCACAAGGCGGAGGCCAAGACGCAGGUGGCGCAGUUGAAAGGCAUCCCUGCCCUGGUGCAGCUCUUCAACUGCGGCAACACGGAGGUGCAGCGCUACGCCACGGGCGCCAUGCGCAACGUCAUCUAUGAAAACAUAGAGAACAAGACGCUGCUCCUCCAGGCGGGUGGCAUCUCGCAGCUGAUAGAGGCGCUGAAGGAGCCCGACAACGAUUUGCGCAAGAACAUCACUGGGAUCCUGUGGAACUUGUCUUCUAAGGACAAUCUGAAGGAGAAGUUGGCGCAGGAUGCCCUACCUCAGUUGACAGAGAAGAUCCUGGUGCCCCUGGCCAGCGGUGGAGACUCCGAGGCCAUCCAGCAGAGUCCAUCCGAGGCUGACAUCUUCUGCAACACCACGGGCUGCCUGAGGAACCUGAGCUCCAUGAACGAGAAGAUAAGACAAAAGAUGCGGGACAUGCAUGGCCUUGUGAAUUCUCUUGUUGGCUACAUCCAGAAGUCCAUCCAGGAUGGCACGAUGGAAGGCCAGGGGGUGGAGAACUCCGUGUGCAUCCUGAGGAACCUGUCCUAUCAGCUAUACUCGGAGAUGCCGCCCUCGGUCCUCGCGAGGCUAGAAGGACCAUCGCGGGGGCAGGACUACACUAGGAGCGACGGCAUCGGCUGCUUCGCCCCACAGAGCAAGAAGGCUAAAGAUAAGCUCAACCCGGACCUAUUCACGUUAUCGGAGGUGGCCAAGCAACCCAAAGGGCAGGAGUGGCUGUGGCACCCCCAAGUGGUGGGGCUCUUCAAGCGCGUGCUGCAGUCCUGUGAGAGCAACAUGACGACCACACGCGAGGCGGCUGCGGGGGCUCUGAACAACAUCACGGCUGGAGACUACAGGUGGGCGUCGGUCCUAAGCCAUGUGGCGCUGGAGCAGGAGCACAUACUGCCCGUUCUGCUGGACCAGCUGCGCACCAGCAGUGACCAGGAACUGCGCUCGGUCACGGGGCUCCUGAGGAACCUGAGCCGACACGCCCGGAACAAAGACAACAUGGCGGCGAAGGUGGUGAACCCCUUGAUCACCCGGCUGCCCAGCGACGGGCAUCAGAAAGAGCCAUCCAGUGAGGUUGUGGUCAGCAUCUGCAGCAUCCUCAACAACCUGGUGACGGUCAGCCUCAGUGCCGCCCGAGACAUUACCAACUUUGACGGCCUGCAGAAGCUGAUGGCCAUCAAGGACAAUCAUGACUCCAGCCCCGGGAAGCUGAAAGCUGCCAAAGCGGCCGCCACUGUCCUCACCAACAUGUUCCAGUACAAAAAGCUGCACGCAAACUACAGCCAGAAGGGCUUCACCAGGAAGAGCUUCAAUGAGAUUUCCAUAUGAAUUACGAUGUUCCCCUCCUCGUCUGUCCCUCCAUCUGUCCAUCCAUCCAUCCAUCCCUCAAAGACCCCAGAUGCAAACUGGAGCCCCUAGGGGGGACGUCCCCAUCCUCUCCUGUCCCUUCGCUUUGAGUACGUGAUCCAUGUGGGAGCAGCAGGCUGGUCGCUGGACACUUCAAGGCACCUGCUGAUCCUACCGCCGCUUUGACUUUGUGACACUUGGUGGACAAGGGGACAUGGGUUCCAGUCCUCUUUGGUGCAGAGACAGAGAACGGUCUCACAGUGCCGCCACAAGUAGAACAAGGGGCCCACGCUGCUCACGUCCACUGCUGGCUUCUUUCUUCUUCACACACACACUGAACUGGGCUCUUUACCGUAGGACAGGUCACUGGUGCAGCGCCACCUAGUGGCCAUGGCUCUGUCACAGCAAACAGCCCAGUGAGCGUGGACUCAUCCAAUCCCUAGUCACAUGCUCCCAGGGGGGUCUGGACUGAAAAGGCGUUAUUUUCUUCAUUGUGUCACUGUAGUGUGCGUUUGAGUGUGUGUGUGUGUGUGUGAGUGAGAGAGAGCGAGAGAGAGAGAUGGCUCACAGGCAACAUCCCGUGAUCAUGUACUAACUGCGGCACACGUGUUUAUGUAUGAAGAUGGCUAAGCGAAUGUCAGUUUGAGAGUGUGUUCAGGGUUCAGGACGUGCAGAGAGUGAGAGAAGGUAAGGGAGAAAGAAGCCUUGGUGACAUUUGGCGCUUUGAACCCACAGCCGAUCCGGUGGCUUACUGGCACCGUUUGGGGUGCGUCCUGGGACACAAGUACUGAAGCAUGUAGCUCACCAUAACUGCAAGUCCCAGCACUUGUAACCUCAAGGGUGUUGGUUCCAGCCCCAGUCCCCACUGCUCUUUGAAACAUCUGCUAGUUGAGUAAUUCAACAAUCAUAAUAAUACUGUUACAGAUGUACCUUAAAUAUGAAUCAUAACCAAGUGGAGUUGAGUUUUUUUUCUUUUUUUGUUACUUUAACAGAUUAUAUUUUUACAGUUGGACUCAACUUUUAUUUCAGUCAUUAACAGUGAUGAUGUGCUCUGCUCUUUUAUGGCUUUUUCUGCUUCUGUCAUCUGGCCGAGAGGCUUUGCUCGGCGUCAGCUCCUCGUACCCAAUAUGAGUGUUUUAAAGGACUGUGUGUCUCUCUUC